GCCCUUCCCUGCCCUGCCCUGCCCGGAGCGGGCGGCGCCAUGUGAGGCGCCCGAGGGCCGAGCGUCCGCCUGGCUCGCCAGCCCCGCGCAGCGCCGGCGCCAGCAUGCGCUAGGAACACUGUGUGCUGACUGCAGACCAGGACGGACACUUAGCUCAUCUCUGCAUCUCCAUCACCCAGCGCAGCGCCUGGCACACAGUAGGUGCUCAAGAUCUGGCCCGAGAUGUUGCUGGGAGGAGGUCGGGACUUGGGAGCUGUGGAGGAUUGUGGACGGACCUAAGCCCUUCUGCAGAGGCCAGGCUCAAGGACACGAUGGCAGCCAAGCAGCCCCCACCUCUCAUGAAGAAACACAGCCAGACGGACCUCGUGAGCCGCCUGAAGACCCGGAAGAUCCUCGGUGUGGGCGGGGAGGACGACGAUGGGGAGGUGCACCGGUCCAAGAUCAGCCAGGUCUUGGGCAAUGAAAUCAAGUUUGCUGUUCGGGAGCCUUUGGGGCUCAGGGUCUGGCAGUUUGUUUCUGCUGUGCUCUUCUCCGGCAUUGCCAUCAUGGCCCUCGCCUUCCCUGACCAGCUCUACGAUGCAGUCUUUGAUGGAGCCGAGGUGACCAGCAAGACCCCCAUCCGCCUCUAUGGUGGGGCCCUCCUCAGCAUCUCCCUAAUCAUGUGGAACGCCCUCUACACGGCUGAGAAGGUCAUCAUCCGAUGGACUCUGCUCACUGAAGCCUGCUACUUCGGGGUCCAGUUCUUGGUGGUCACUGCCACACUAGCUGAGACGGGCCUCAUGUCUCUGGGGAUCCUGUUGCUCCUGGCCAGCCGCCUCCUCUUUGUUGCCAUCAGCAUUUACUACUAUUACCAAGUCGGCCGGAGACCUAAGAAAGUCUAGUCACCCACUGGACCAGGGGACCCUGCCCUUCCCAGCCCUGCCCUGGGCAGGUAGCGGUGGCGGCCUCCCUUUCCUCCUGAGACCCCCGGAUGCUGUGAUCUCCUGGGCUUUCAGGUUUGAGAUGCCGGUUUAGGGAGAGACAGGGGCCUCUGAACCCCUUUUCUUUACCCCACACCAUGACACCUCCUUUUCUUGGGUCUCUUGGCCUCCAGAUCCCCUUGAUAGACACUGUCUGAAGAGCUCUAGUCAUGGGGGGAUUGAGCUAAGUCAAGGUUCCAGCCUCUUCUGCCAGGAAUCUCUCCUUUCUUUUGAGAGAGGCUGUGGACCACUCCCCACCCUGCUCCCUGUACCCACAGCCAACCUAGUGGCCAAGUAGCUAAACUUGGCUUCUCUAUAUGUCUGGAAAACCUGGGAACUUGACCUGUGCCCUUAUCCCUCCCACAUGCAGGCCCCCUCUGCACCCCAAAGACACACACACAUACACACACACAUGUGCGCGCACACGCACGCAUGCGCACACACGCCUCCCACAGCCCAGCUGUGGGGGACAGGCAGGGCAGGCUGUGCUGAGUCGUAACUUGCUCUUCUAGCCUUCCUGUGAGCUGGCAGCCUUGCCCCUCUUCCAGGGCUGCCGCCACACCAGGCCCCAGGAAGCCUCUCAACUGGCCUGGGUUCAGAGUCUGCCAGCAGUCACAACCACUGUCCCCCUCCCCCCAACUAAGACAAAUGGACACGCAGCCCCGGAUGGAGGCCACCCAAAAGUGAUGGGGUUUGGAGAUGAGGAAGGAAAGGAAAGAAAAUCUGUGGCAUGUCCUUGUCCCUCCAAGGCCUGAUGUCCACCUGGCUCAGCCCCUCCCCUGCAGGGUGCUGCCCUCUGGACCUCCAGCCUGGGCUACCCUCAGGGCCUGGCUGAGUAGGACUGGUUGCCCCUUAAACUCAGCAGGGGAAAUAAAUAGCUCGGCAGGCCACCUGCUCUCAUUUGCCCCUCCCCAGCUGAUGCCCUGGAGAAGGUUGACCACUGGCUCCCUCAGAGCUGAAGUCCCCCGUCCCGCCCCUCCCUGCAGGCCUGCCAGCCUGUGCUGUGCGCCCCACCUUGUCCUUGCUUCCAGUACCCCCUUCCCUCCAGCACACAGGUGCACACACCAGGAAUGGCCACCCCUGUGGCCUGGGGACAGAUGUGGAGAGAGAAGCAGGCCCGCCCCAAACUCGCUUCUCUUUUGGAAUUGAAGGUGGGGUAGGUGGGGUAGGUGGGGGUGAGUGAGGUGGGCAUAGGUGCAGCUGGCUCUGGCUGCUGCGACCAGGUGGGCCCAGUUGUCCCUGUAGCCAUGUGCCCAGUGACACAGCCUGUGCCCAGCAGUGGUGCCACCCCCACUGUUACACAGCUGGAGAGCAUGCCCAGCGGGUGCCCAAGGCCCUGCUGCUGGUAACCUUGGCUGGGCCAGAUGGGAUCUUGGACUUGGAAAAGGGCCCCGCUCUUUCCUGGUGUCCACUUCUUGCCACUUAAGUUUGUGCCUCUCCCUAGAAGUCCACCUCCCUGCUGCCGAACCCUGGGAGGCCAGGAAUUUAUUGUCGCCUGCUGCAGGUGGUGUUGCCAGUGGGUCAUGCCCCCAGGCCAAAGCCUCAGUCCACCUCUGAGCCAGGCUGUUGAAGGCCUGGCUAGUCCUCCAGUGGGUGAUGGUUGACUUGUCCUCCAAUAACCACUGGGCAUGGCAUGGAGAUUCCACCCAGGAAGGCAAAGGACAAGCUUUGGAGCAUCUGCUGGGACUGAGACUGCCCAUUUUGCACAUCUAGCUGUGGGGCACGGAGGGUGGCAUGGCCUUGCCCUGCGGGGUGGGAGCAAGGACACACGGGGACAUGGCUGCAGUGCUCAUGAA
This is a messenger RNA of Cynocephalus volans (Philippine flying lemur), 2755 nucleotides long. RefSeq names its product tumor protein p53 inducible protein 11 (gene TP53I11). Lineage: Eukaryota; Metazoa; Chordata; Mammalia; Dermoptera; Cynocephalidae. The transcript is spliced from 8 exons. The coding region runs from base 312 to 881 and encodes 189 amino acids. The record is from RefSeq and is a predicted model, not a curated record.